Molecule: messenger RNA, 4524 nt
Organism: Penicillium griseofulvum
Lineage: Eukaryota; Fungi; Ascomycota; Eurotiomycetes; Eurotiales; Aspergillaceae
Exons: 3
Coding region: 1-4524 (1507 amino acids)
Biological process (GO): chromatin remodeling; negative regulation of transcription by RNA polymerase II
Cellular component (GO): chromatin; nucleus
Molecular function (GO): histone binding; ATP hydrolysis activity; chromatin binding
Source: RefSeq, a predicted model, not a curated record
AUGUCUCAAUCUGGAGACAAUUCUCCAAACUCCAAUGAUCCUGAUGCGAUGGCUGCGCAAUUGCUAGCGCAGUUCCAGAGAUCAUCCUCUCAGACGACCCCCGCCAUUCCACCUAAGGGUUCCGAAAAUGCCCUUCAGCCAGUGCCACAGAUCACUGGAAACUCAGAAGAAUCAACAAUGUCUUUUGAGAUCAUUGUCCCAGUGGUUAAUAACCCUGAGGACUAUGAAUAUUUGCCUGGUCACUUCGAGGUUCAUCGCGUUCUUGCAGUCGAUAUGCAUGAGCCAAAGCUCAUUGUGAGACUCAAAAGUGGUGAACGUCAAACCAUGACCCUCCAAGAAUUGAAAAUCCUCAAGAACGGACCGCGAGCUUUACGUGAAUUCAACCGUGACUCACAGAGCCCUGAUCCCCUGGCAAUGGACCACGAACCCAUUUCACGUCUCAUGUACGCGAGUGGAGAUGGCUCAGCAGACUAUGAUUCAGAUAUGGAUUGGGGACUUGCACGAAGGCGCCAACGGCGUGGGCCGUCCAUCUCAUACGAUCAUUUCUUUCGGACUGACGAUGAAGACGAAAUCGACCACUAUGAAACCCACAUUAGAGAUACCAGCAGCGUGGAUUCUGAAGACUCAGAGGAGUCCAGUGAUGAGGAGGACGAUGAUCGUCCAACUAAACGUCGCCACCUAAGAAGAGGUGUACAGAAGAAACGCCGGAAUCAACGUAUUCGCGAAUGGUCUGAAGAGUAUUCUGUCUACACAGGCAAACGGGCAUCGUCUCGCCUGCGGCAGACUCGUCGACGCGACAUGAAAGAGAAAUUUGAGGAUGACGAAUAUUCGGAGCGCGAAGUUGAGCAGCCUAAGCAAAAGUUUUCGGGUGCCAGGGAGCAGUUCCGUGAACUACCAUAUGACAAUGACUUCAGACUGUGCCACUCCCAGUCAUGUGCCCAAUGCGGCUAUAAAGAUCAUGACAACCAAAAAGGGUCUUUGGUAUACUGUCAAGGUUGUACAGUAUCGUACCAUCAAGGUUGUCUUGGCGAUCGAAGCAGGCGAAAGCAUUUGGUCACUAAGGUUGACGAGGGAGAUUUUAUUCUUCAAUGCAGUUGGUGUUUGGGGAUCAAGCACCAAGAGCAUGAUAUCAAGCCUCAUUUGGGCCAUUGCGUUGACUGUAGAGACGCAGGGCCCAUGUCACAGCCUUUGCGAGAGUCUCUUUCUCCUCAAACGGAACAACAAUUGCGAGAAGCCAAUGAUGGCAUAGACCCAGUAACCCACAUGGAUAUGUCUCGUGUCAACAAUAUUGACAAUGUCCUCAUCAGAUGCCUUGGUGGUGGUCAUGCUUGCAAGCGAGCUUUCCACAUCCAUCAUCUUUCACACGAGGAACUCGCCGACAUUGAUCUUGAUUCCUGGCAAUGCAAGGAUUGCUCUGAAUCUCCCCCUGGGGCCAACCCAAUCCACAUGGUCGUUGCUUGGAGACCAAAGAAUCCCGAAGUCAAAGUCGUCCCGCAGUUGGUCGAAAUGAUCCCAGAGAUUGAUAAAGAAUAUCUUAUCAAAUGGAACAAUAUGUCCUACUUCCGUGUCACCUGGAUGACUGGAGACUGGGUCUGGUCUAAGGCUCCAGCCAACCAGAUGAAGGCGUUCCUCAAGUCAGACAGAUCCACAAAACCAGCCAUGACAACGGCCGAGGCUGUUCCCGAAGACAAUAUGCGGGUGGACAUCGUGUUUGAUGUGGAAUAUCACACCAAGCCCAAAUCCCAAAAUGAUCGGGCAAACGGCGAUCUGGUUAAGCGGGCGUAUGUCAAGUACAAAGGGCUGCCCUACGAAGACGCAGUCUGGGAAGAUCCCCCAAGUCAAACCGACACAGCUCGCUGGGAGGAUUUCCAGAUUGCUCUUAUCGACAGGGUGCUCGGAGAAAAUAUCCACCCUCCGAGGGCAAAGGAUCUUCAGAGGCGUCUCAGUGCUGCCCGCGAAGAAGAGUUCGACGAGAGCCUUAUGUUGACGGCUCAGCCUGCCUUGGUAACCGGAGGUGAGCUCAUGGAGUAUCAGAUGGAUGGUGUGAACUGGUUGCUUUACAUGUUUUUCCAACGAAAGAACGCCAUUCUUGCUGACGAUAUGGGCCUCGGAAAGACAAUCCAAGUCAUCACCAUGAUCUCUGCAUUAAUCGAAAAACUGGAUUGUUUCCCAUUCUUGGUCGUUGUUCCGAAUGCGACUGUGCCAAAUUGGCGCCGAGAGAUCAAGAGCUGGUCGCCGGACGUCCGGGUUGUCACAUAUUAUGGCAGUGCCUUGGCUCGGGAGAUGGCCAGUAAGCAUGAGAUGUUUCACCAGAACGGUACUCUAAGUUGUCAUGUGGUCAUUGCUUCGUAUGAAAGCAUGGCUGAUGAUGGGGCCAAGCAAGUCUUGUCCGGUAUCAAUUGGGCUGGCUUGGUGGUUGAUGAAGGUCAGCGCCUCAAGAACGACAAGACACAGCUCUACGAGCGCCUUCGUCGCAUGAAAUUCGGCUUCAAGUUGUUGCUCACUGGCACACCCCUUCAAAAUAAUAUCAGAGAACUGUUCAACCUGGUCCAAUUCAUUGACCCAGCUUACAAUGCCGCGAAAUUGGAGAACCAAUACGGGGGAUACCUCAGUAAUGAACAAAUUAGCGAGCUCCAUGAUAUGAUUCGGCCAUGUCUCUUGCGUCGAACGAAGGCAGAGGUUCUGCCAUUCCUCCCUCCGAUGGUGCAAAUCAUCAUCCCGAUUUCGAUGUCCGUUGUGCAGAAGAAGCUGUACAAAUCAAUUCUAAAAAAGAACCCACAGCUUAUCAAAGCCAUUUGCAAGAAACAAACUGGGCAGUGGAAGAAAGCAGAGCGACAUAACCUAAACAAUAUCUUGAUGCAGCUGCGGAAGUGUCUUUGCCACCCGUUCAUUUACAAUCGGGACAUUGAAGAGCAAACUCUGGACUCUCAGCUUUCUCAUCGGCGUUUGGUCGAAGCAUCCGGGAAGCUUCAGUUGCUGAACUUGAUGCUACCCCGACUUCGAGAGCGUGGACACCGAGUCCUCAUCUUUAGUCAAUUUUUAGAGAACCUCACCAUUGUUGAAGACUUCCUCACUGGGCUGGGGCUCCAGUACUGUCGCUUGGAUGGAAAGUUGUCCUCAAGAGAGAAACAGCAGCAGAUCGACCAGUUCAACGCGCCGGAUUCUUCAUUCUUUGCCUUCCUGCUUUCGACGCGAUCGGGUGGUGUUGGAAUCAACCUCGCCACUGCGGAUACAGUCAUAAUCAUGGAUCCGGAUUUCAAUCCAAAGCAGGAUAUGCAGGCUCUGUCGCGUGCUCAUCGAAUCGGGCAAAAAAAUACAGUUCUUGUUUUCCACCUGGUAGUGCGCGCGUCAGUGGAAGAAAAGAUCAUGCAAAAGGGUAAGACCAAGAUGGCGCUGGACCAUGUACUUAUCGAUCGUAUCGAGGCCGGCCAAGAUGAAGAAGACUUGGAGUCAAUCCUCAAGCAUGGUGCCCAAGCACUGUUCAAUAACGAUGACUCGGCGGACAUUAAAUACGAUAGCCAGUCGAUUGACAAGUUGUUGGAUCGUAGCCAAGCCGAACAGGCUCAGCAAAUGACCAACGAGGAAAGUUCAACCCCGAAUGAGCAGGGGCAGUUCAACUUUGCACGGGUGUGGCAAAAGGAUCGCGGUAGCCUCGAAGAGGUGACCGAGACGGAAGACACGCCUAUUGACCUGACGGCGUGGGAGAAGAUCCUGCAGGAGCGGGAACGUGAAGCGCAAGAGGAGGCCAGCCGCCAAGCCGAAGGUCUUGGUCGCGGUAAACGAAAGCGUGGUACACCCCGCUACAGUACCGUCAUCGACGGAGUCGACGAUGAUGAGAACCCUAGUCCCGUCCGAAAGCCGCUCACCAAGAUGCGAAAGAGUACGGAUGAUAACGACUAUGAGUUCCAACAGCCAGAUUAUGGCGACGAGAGUGAGUCUGACGUUGUGCCUGAGCCAAUGGACGUUGCGGAAGAUGGCAACACGACUCUGUUUCAUCCUGCGGUUGGUCCAAGUGCAACUCCAGAUGCUGCUGUUCCUGCACAAACGGCGAACGCAGAACAGCAAGCUGCCGCACACACAUUCCGCCGCGUUGAGUUUCCCCGCCCGCCAUCACUGGGUACUGACGGCGCCCAAGAUGAUUUCCCAUCUUCAAAGUGUGUGGCGUGCCAGCACCGCCACCGCCCGGGGCGCUGCUCGCUCCGCUACGCCGGUGUCGAGUUCUGUGGUCUGUGUGGCCUGGCGCACUGGGGCGGCCGCCGGGCCUGCCCUCACCUGCAAUCAACAGUGCAGGUCACCCGCAUGUUGGAGGCUCUGGAGAAGAGCGUGGAGGCCCCCGCCCUCAUCCUGGAGGCAAAAAGAUAUCUCCAGGGUAUCCGAAAGUCCGUGGCGCGCUCUGAGCGCGAACGCAAGAAGGCCUCUCUUGCGGCUUCGGCGGGACCUCAGGUUCCUCUCACCUUGCCCUCACUGGGUGGGGUGAGCACCGCCCCUGUCAUUGAUUUGACAGAGGCGGGUGCUGAGUCGUAA